AUGGCUAAUGUCAUCGGCUCAGCAUGGCGCUCUUUUUGGCAUACAAUGACCUCCUAUGAUCGCCAUGCGUCGCACGACUCGCCCUACCGAUCAGGCAAACAUGUGCCUCUCAGUCAAAGUCGACAUGAGCCACUCACGUCAAUUGCGACUAGUGCCAUUGAAUCGCGCCCAGAUCUAACCGCUCCUUACGAUGAUGACCAUCCCAAAGGCUCAAAUGGCUGGUCUGGGUCCCCUACGGGUACAGGGUCCCCAAAUCGUCCGUAUUCUCCUGGUAUGCGGUCACUGUCAUCGCAAAAGCGGCAGUCAACCGACCCUGGUGUGGAUGGACCCCCGGAGAUCCAGAUGCAAAGCUUUCACGACGGCGCCCCGCCUCCACCUCCGGUCAGUCACUCGUGGGGAAAAAUUGACAGAUGGCUGGAGCAUAACUACGAAGAGCUUUUCGAUAAUCUGUGUGAGGGCUGUACACAGAAUGACAUCAAUGAGUUGGAGCACGAACUAGAUUGCAGCUUGCCACUCGAAGUGCGGGAAUCGCUGAUGAUGCACGAUGGCCAGGAGCGCCCUGGCUUGCCCACUGGUGUCAUCUUUGGAUGUAUGCUCCUUGACUGUGAGGAGAUCGUUCAGGAAUGGAAGAACUGGAGGACAGUCAAUGAGGAAUUCUUGAGCAGCUCGAUGGUAAACCCCGUUCCCAAAGCAGCCGUCAGUUCAUCCUCCGCCGCACCGCCUACACAAGCUGCAAAUCCUAUGUGGAGACAGGAUCUUCUCGAACGCCAGGACUCACAGCCUUUGAAUGCUGUUCAGAAAGCAUACGCUCAUCCUGCCUGGAUUCCUCUGGCUCGCGACUGGGGAGGCAAUCACAUUGCGAUUGAUCUGGCUCCGGGACCUGCUGGAAAAUGGGGUCAGGUCAUCCUCUUCGGUCGUGAUUAUGACUGCAAGUAUGUGGUCGCUCGGUCUUGGGCCGCCUUCUUAGCUAUGUUUGCCGAUGAUAUCUGCAGCGGCAAAGUUCACGUGGACGAGGAAACCAAUGAGCUCAAGCUUCUUGAAUUUAAGGCUCAGAAUGUUGAACCCCCCUAUCUCGAGAUAUUACGCUGGAGAACCGACCAAAAGUAUGGCCGGAAACCACCUCGCCGCAAGACUCCUAGCGGUCUAGGAUUGAGCACUGGAAGCAAGUCUGGCAAAGAAUCUCCUUAUGGAAGCCCCACCCCGAGUGAAGAACGGGGCAGGUCGCCGCAUCGCUUCUCAAAUCGCGUUUCCACGCAGAGCCCGAAAACCCAGUUCGGCAUCUCAAGUCCUCUGGCUCGCGUCACGGAAGAGGCCCCAAGUCCCGUUCAUAUCACAGCGGAUGCCGAAUAUAUAGAACAUACGCUCAAAGAUGAACAGACAGAGGAUUUGAUGGAAGUGGCUACGCCCCAAAUCUCGGGAGAAGAGAAUGACAGAAUUCUGGAAGCCGAGGCUGAACAUAGACUGUCAGAAACGGGCAAAGUGGCGUCUGACCAGCCCUCCGCUACCGGUUUGGACUCCGAAGUUUUAGGUGAGAUGAAAAAUGUAACUAUCUAG
This is a messenger RNA of Aspergillus saccharolyticus JOP 1030-1, 1554 nucleotides long. Its product is annotated as SMI1/KNR4 family protein. NCBI's taxonomy places the organism in Eukaryota, Fungi, Ascomycota, Eurotiomycetes, Eurotiales, Aspergillaceae. Gene Ontology annotation, biological process: cell wall biogenesis; regulation of fungal-type cell wall biogenesis. Bases 1 to 1554 code for a protein of 517 amino acids. The transcript has 2 exons. The record is from RefSeq and is a predicted model, not a curated record. Gene Ontology annotation, cellular component: mating projection tip.